UUCCCGUAGUUGGUCACGUGAUCAGAAUAGUCUAUAAGUACAAGUGCUGCAUCCGUCCGGGAGAAGAGAGCGGAGGAAGAUGGCUUCGACAAGUCGCGGAGAUGCUCUCAGUUUACCCAGAGUGACAUGUCCCAACCAUCCUGAUGCCAUCCUGGUGGAGGACUACCGCGCUGGGGACAUGAUUUGCCCCGAGUGUGGGCUUGUUGUAGGUGACCGGGUCAUUGAUGUGGGUUCAGAGUGGAGAACCUUCUCCAACGAGAAAGCUCAGAAAGAUCCAUCCAGAGUGGGAGACGCCCAGAACCCUCUGCUCAACGGAGGAGAUCUAACUACCAUGAUCGGCAAGGGAACCGGGUCUGCAAGCUUUGAUGAAUUUGGGAACUCCAAGUAUCAGAACCGGCGGACCAUGAGCAGCUCGGACCGGGCCAUGCUCCACGCCUUCAAAGAGAUCAGCACCAUGGCCGACCGCAUCAACCUGCCCCGGAACAUCGUAGACAGAACCAACAACUUAUUCAAGCAAGUUUAUGAGCAGAAGAGCCUGAAGGGCCGAGCCAACGACGCCAUCGCAUCCGCCUGCCUUUACAUCGCCUGCAGACAGGAAGGAGUCCCCAGAACCUUCAAAGAGAUCUGUGCCGUCUCCAGAAUCUCCAAGAAAGAGAUUGGUCGGUGCUUCAAGCUGAUCCUGAAGGCUCUGGAGACCAGCGUGGACCUCAUCACCACGGGGGACUUCAUGUCCCGGUUCUGCUCCAACCUGGGCCUGCCCAAGCAGGUUCAAAUGGCGGCCACCUUUAUUGCGAGGAAGGCCGUGGAGCUGGACUUGGUUCCGGGUCGAAGCCCCAUCUCCGUGGCGGCAGCAGCCAUCUACAUGGCGUCUCAGGCGUCUGCAGAGAAGAAGACUCAGAAAGAAAUUGGAGACAUUGCUGGAGUGGCGGACGUCACCAUCAGGCAGUCCUACAGGCUCAUCUACCCCCGCGCUGCUGAACUUUUCCCUCCCGACUUCAAGUUUGACACCCCCGUCGACAAGCUUCCCCAGCUGUGAGGAAGACCAACCUCCAACCUCUUCCUCCGUCUCUGGUUCUGCUUUUGAAUUUGUGAAGGUGGGAGGAUUUUUCAGCCAGGAAGGAUCCCUCGACAGAAUAAAGUGGACACACAUUCCAGACUGUUGUUUAGUAUUUCAGUUGUGUGUACAGACUGUACCAUGUGUAAAUGUCCCGGAGGGGGGGGGCCAUGCUCGCAGUUUUAGGCUGGUGUCAGACUCGACCCCUAAGACUGUUUUUGUAGAAAAGAAGCAGCUUCUAUUUUGUUUGAAUUAGUAAUUUAAGAUGACGAUUUUCAUGAAUCAUCUCGUGGUUUGAAUAACAAUAAACGGUUCUUUAUAAAAAAUAAAAAAAUCUUCAUCUUGUAAAGUUCUGCAAAUAUUCUGCUGAAAUGUUUCUGAAGGACGGUAAAAUGUUGACAAAUUUGUGAGCAACUUUGUCUUCAGCAUUACGUUUCUCACUGAUGGAUUCUUUACCCCAAAGACGUAACUCACACUUUCAGAUUCCUGUGUAUAACCAGAGGUUCAAAAUGUAAAAUCUUUUGAUAAAACUGGAAUUCUUA
Molecule: messenger RNA, 1596 nt
Organism: Oryzias latipes (Japanese medaka)
Lineage: Eukaryota; Metazoa; Chordata; Actinopteri; Beloniformes; Adrianichthyidae
Gene: gtf2b
Product: general transcription factor IIB
Biological process (GO): protein acetylation; RNA polymerase II preinitiation complex assembly; transcription initiation at RNA polymerase II promoter
Cellular component (GO): transcription preinitiation complex; nucleus
Molecular function (GO): RNA polymerase II general transcription initiation factor activity; RNA polymerase II core promoter sequence-specific DNA binding; TBP-class protein binding
Source: RefSeq, a predicted model, not a curated record